ACUCGUCAUCCAGCGUCAGUUCGGAGUCGCACAAUUAUGAAAAAGCUAUCUUCCGCUGGAGCUGGAGCUGAAGCUGAGGCAGAUUAUUCUAACGGCAAACGGGCUUUCCUUCCACGGCACACCGAGACCACCGCCGAUAGAUGGCUAAAAGCCACGGAAGAGCUGUUCUUGAGUUUGAACGGUGAAGAGAAUGUCCCAGCAAUCCUGGAUAGAAAACACUUUCACCAAGAGGGAAUGUGUGUACAUACUGCCAGUUUCAAAAGAUCCCCACAGAUGCCUUCCAGGAUGUCAAAUUUGCCAACAGCUUGUCCGGUGCUGCUGUGGGAGGCUGUUCAGGCAGCAUGCUGGCUUCACCGCCAGCCUGGCCAUGAAGUACUCCGAUGUGAAGCUGGGUGAAAAUGAAAUGCCCGAAUUGGAGGAGUGGUCAGUGGAAAAACAUACAGAGGCAAGCCCAACCGAUGCGUAUGGCAUCAUCAACUUUCAGGGAGGGUCCCAUUCCUACAGAGCCAAGUAUGCACGGCUGUCCUAUGACUCUAAACCCGAAUCGGUUCUUCGCCUCAUGCUCAAAGAAUGGCAGAUGGAGCUACCCAAGAUUGUCAUCUCUGUCCACGGUGGGAUGCAGAACUUUGAUCUCCAUCCGCGCAUCAAGCAGGUUGUUGGCAAAGGUCUCAUUAAAGCUGCAGUAACAACAGGAGCCUGGAUUUUAACUGGAGGAGUCAACACAGGUGUUGCAAAACAUGUAGGUGAUGCCCUCAAAGAGCAUUCAUCGCGAUCAUCUCGAAGAAUUUGCACUAUUGGGAUCGCUCAGUGGGGGGUGAUUGAAAACCGAAACGACCUGAUUGGAAGAGAUGUGGUCGCCCCAUACCAAACCCUGUUAAACCCGCUAAGCAAGUUAAACGUCUUGAACAGCUUUCAUUCACAUUUCAUUCUGGUGGAUGAUGGAACAGUUGGAAAAUAUGGGGCUGAAGUGAAGCUACGUCGAGAACUGGAAAAACAUAUUAACCUGCAGAGGAUUCAUGCAAGAAUUGGUCAAGGUGUGCCAGUGGUGGCGCUCAUAUUUGAGGGCGGUCCCAAUGUUAUCCUCACUGUGUUGGAGUACCUCCAGGAGAGCCCCCCGGUCCCGGUGGUGGUUUGUGAAGGGACAGGCCGAGCAGCUGACAUCCUCGCGUACAUUCACAAGCAGACCGAGCAAGGAGGAGGAUUACCGGAUGGUGUCGAAAGUGAGAUCAUUUCAACUAUUAAAAGAACCUUCAACUUCAGUCAAAGUGAGGCUAUCCACCUUUUCCAAACAUUGAUGGAAUGCAUGAAGAACAAAGAAUUGAUAACCGUCUUUCAUAUUGGGUCAGAAGAACCCCAGGAUAUUGACGUAGCAAUUCUAAGAGCGCUGUUAAAAGGCAGCAAUGCUUCUGCAUUUGACCAGCUUGUCCUGACCCUGGCUUGGGACCGCGUAGACAUUGCCAAGAACCAUGUCUUUGUUUAUGGACAGCAGUGGUUGGUUGGGUCUCUGGAACAAGCCAUGCUGGAUGCCCUUAUUAUGGAUCGAGUAGAAUUUGUGAAGCUCCUCAUUGAAAAUGGAGUUAGCAUGCACAAGUUUCUUACAAUCUCCCGGCUUGAAGAACUUUACAACACAAAACAAAUUCCAACCAACUCAACGCUUUUUCACCUAGUACGGGAUGUAAAAAAGGGCAACCUCCCCCCAGAUUACAAGAUCACACUAAUCGAUGUGGGCCUGGUCAUCGAAUAUCUAAUGGGUGGCACUUACAGGUGCAACUACACCAGGAAGCGCUUCAGAAUUGUUUACAACAAUCUCCAUGGGAACAGUCGGCGGUCUGGCCGACAAUCUUUCUCGGGCAGUGGAUCUCAACUACGUAAAAACCACGAGGAGUUCUCCAUCCGAGAAGACAAGAAGGAAAAGACGAGACACAAUCAUUUCAUUAAGACUGCGCAACCAUACAAACCCAAGCCCGAAUCCACAACUGAGCAGUCAAAGAAGAGAAAAAGCAAAGAGGAAAUAGUGGACAUUGAUGACCCAGAAACCAAGCGCUUCCCGUAUCCGUUCAAUGAGCUGCUGGUGUGGGCUGCACUCGUGAAGAGGCAGAAAAUGGCCUUGUUCUUCUGGCAGCAUGGAGAAGAGUCCAUGGCGAAGGCUUUAGUAGCCAGCAAGCUGUGUCGCUCGAUGGCUUAUGAGGCAAAAAAUAGUGAUGUUGUAGAUGAUGCAUCUGAAGAAUUGAAAGAGUAUUCGAAUGAGUUUGGCACACUGGCAGUGGACUUACUAGAACAGUCGUUCAGACAGGAUGAAACAAUGGCCAUGAAGCUCCUAACGUACGAACUGAAAAACUGGAGUAAUUCGACAUGCCUUAAACUGGCUGUGUCGUCAAGACUACGUGCCUUUGUGGCUCACACCUGCACACAGAUGCUGCUGUCUGACAUGUGGAUGGGAAGGCUAAACAUGAGAAAGAGUUCCUGGUACAAGGUUAUUCUAAGUAUUUUAGUCCCGCCAGCUAUUCUGCUGCUGGAGUAUAAAACAAAGGCGGAAAUGUCCCACAUUCCCCAGUCCCAGGAUGCCCAUCAGAUGACUCUGGAGGAUAGUGAGCACAAUUUCCAGAGUCCUGCUGAGGAGAUUCCAAUGGAUGUGCUCAAGGAAGUGAGACCCUAUGACAAUACUGAAGUGAAAAAUGAAAUUUACAUCAGGCCAAGAAGGCUGCCAAUUACCAGAAAAUUCUACGCAUUCUACCACGCUCCCAUUGUGAAGUUCUGGUUCAACACUCUGGCUUACUUGGGGUUUCUAAUGCUGUACACGUAUGUUGUUUUGGUGAAAAUGGCCAAAAUGCCAUCGAUUCAAGAAUGGAUUGUGAUUUCCUAUAUUUUUACAUCUGCCAUUGAGAAAAUCCGUGAGAUCUUUAUGUCUGAAGCUGGAAAAAUCAAUCAAAAAAUCAAAGUUUGGUUUGGUGACUAUUUUAAUAUUACAGACUGCCUUGCAAUCCUCACGUUCUUCAUUGGCUUUGGACUGAGAUUUGGAGACGAUGAUGUUUUCCUUGCUGGAAGAUUAGGGUAUUGCCUGAAUAUCAUAUUUUGGUACGUGAGGCUUCUAGAUUUUCUGGCAGUAAAUCAGCAAGCUGGACCUUACGUAAUGAUGAUUGGGAAAAUGGUGGCUAACAUGUUUUAUAUUGUGGUGAUCAUGGCAGUUGUGUUGCUCAGCUUUGGAGUUCCCAGGAAGGCUAUCCUCUAUCCCAACGAGGAGCCCUCGUGGAAGCUGGCCAAAGAUAUUGUCUUUCAGCCUUACUGGAUGAUCUUUGGUGAAGUGUAUGCUUAUGAAAUCGACACAUGUGCAAACGACAGUGGAGUCCCGAAACUUUGUAGCGCAGGUGUAUGGCUCACGCCUUUUUUACAAGCAGUCUACCUCUUUGUUCAGUACAUUCUUAUGGUCAAUCUUCUCAUUGCUUUUUUCAACAAUGUGUAUUUGCAAGUGAAAGCCAUUUCCAACAUCGUGUGGAAGUACCAGCGUUACCAUUUCAUCAUGGCCUACCACGAGAAGCCUGUUCUUCCUCCUCCAUUGAUCAUUUUAAGUCACCUGGUAUCAUUGUUCUCAUGUUUCUGUAGAAAGAGAAAGAAGGACAGAACUUACGGACCAAAAUUGUUCUUGACGGAAGAUGACCAGAAGAAACUGCAUGACUUUGAAGAGCAGUGUGUGGAAAAGUACUUCCAUGAAAAGGAGGACCAGUUUCACACUGGAAGUGAAGAAAGAAUUCGGGUCACUUCUAACAAGGUUGACAGGAUGUGUAUUCAGUUAAAGGAAGUAGGUGAUAGAGUGAACUAUAUAAAACGAUCACUGCAUUCCCUGGACUCUCAAAUUGGCCACCUUCAAGAUCUGUCGGCUCUCACCGUGGACACCCUGAAAGCCCUGACUGCACAGAAAGCAUCCGAAGCCAGCAAGGUCCACAAAGAGAUCACCAUGGAGCUCAGCCUUUCAAAGCACCUGGGGCAGAACCUUGUCGACGGCGGCUUGCAGAAAUCCUCUGCGCUCCUAAAACACAGCAUUGGGGCUUAUUUUGGGUCGUCUCUUCCUCAGUGCACGGACUCCUUGCUGGGGGCUAGUGCUCAGGCUGACCCCCGAGAACGGGACGCAGCUAGCUGGAGAUACGGCCAGGACCUUACCUCAAAUCCUGAGAGAAAACCUCUCAACUUUCCAGAGGCUGGUACCUCAGGCAGUGCCUUAAUCCAAAGUGCUGUAUCUCCCCCCGAGCUGCGACGCAGAGGUCACACUAUGAUGGAGAGGCAGCUGUCCCGUCCAGAAAACCUGAGACAUGCCGACUCACCUAGCUUACCAAAUGUUUUGUCCCCAACUGCCAAGUUUUUUGUUAGCACCCCCUCGCAACCCAGUGACUUUAGUCGGCUGGAGUGUGCAGUCGCUGGGGACCAGGUUCCUCCUGGUGUGGCUGAAAGCCAUAGUGUUGAAUUUGGGGCCUUUGUUGGUAAGUAUGAUAACCUACAGUUGCUUCCUAUAAUUGUCAUAAAGUCCGCCUCUCCUUCUGCUACCGUUUGUGUUUGGCCUGCUUCCACUCCAUGUUGCAUUAAAAGUGAAGGCUAUGUGAACCAUGCUUUCAGCAAUGAUGACGGUAGUACCACAACAACCCGCAACAAACGGGGCAGGAUUUGCAAAUCCCUUUCUGACUCUGUUUCCGCGACAGGGGACACUUUCAAAAGAAACACCCCUUUGCCAGCUUGCGAACUGGCAGCCGCCAACAGAGCUGUGGCAAGUGGUGGCGCACCCAGCCACCCUCAACGAGAGAAGGAAAAGCAUAGGCAGCGGUUUGAUGUUAGCCCCAAGCGACUGCUGCAAAAGCUACGGAGCAUAACCAAACUUCGAGGUCAUAAAGACACCCUUGAAGUUCAGAGAUCAACUACAAAAGAUACAGCUAGAAAAUUCAAAGAUUUAUUUCCACCCAAGGGCAAAGAUAUGGGUGGGUAUCAUCCCGAUUGUCAAAUGAGGACGGUCAGUUCAUAUGCCGGAUUUACCGAACUUGACAGAAACCCUGUGUCUCUCUCUUCGUUCAGCAGGAGCAGCAGAGAUCGAAGCAGAGUCUCUGCUGAAGACGUUGUACACCAGGAGGGUCAGAAAGCGUCGCUGCUGCCGGCUUGGAUACUAGGAAAAUCUGCAGCAGCAAGCAGCUCGUUACCCCCUGGAGAAGAAACCUUAAAUGUUGCUGCAAGCCUGUACUCGUCUCGACAUGCACAUCUUGGGGGAAGGAAAGACUCUAUUGGUUCUCCUUUCAAGCCAACCUUGGACAUUGGUUAUCAAUUCUCAGCUGUUGAGAGGAAUAAUCUGAUGCGGUUAGCUCAGAGUAUUCCAUUCAUCCCAGUCCAGCCAAGAGGUGAGCCUGUCACAGUGUACCGUCUGGACGAGAGCUCUCCCAACACCAUGAACAACAGCAUGUCCUCUUGGUCCCAGCGAGGACUCUCUGCUAAGAUUGAGUUCCUGAGCAAGGAAGAGAUGGGAGGGGGUUUGAGGAGAGCUUUGAAAGUUACAUGCACCUGGUCAGAAUAUGACCUCUUGAAACCAGGGCAUCUCUAUAUCAUCAAGUCCUUCCUUCCUGAGGUUGUGAACACCUGGCAGAGCAUCUACAAAGAGGAGACUGUGUUGCACCUCUGUCUCAGAGAGAUUCAGCAGCAAAGGGCCGCUCAAAAACUGACCUUUGCCUUCAAUCAAAUGAAACCAAAGACCAUUCCAUAUUCUCCAAGGUUCUUGGAGGUGUUCUUGUUAUACUGCCACUCAGCUGGCCAGUGGUUUGCUAUUGAGGAGUGCAUCACUGGAGAAUUCAGGAAAUUCAACAACAACAAUGGAGAUGAGAUCGUUCCAACCAACAUGCUGGAAGAAACCAUGCUUGCCUUCAGCCACUGGUCAUAUGAGUAUACAAGGGGGGAGCUUCUGGUGUUGGACCUCCAAGGUGUUGGUGAAAACUUGACUGAUCCAUCUGUGAUAAAAAGUGGUGAAAAGGGGUCACAUGACAUGAUAUUUGGACCAGCAAACUUGGGAGACGAUGCCAUUAAAAACUUCAGGGCAAAACACCACUGCAAUUCCUGCUGCAGGAAACUCAAACUUCCUGAUCUGAAGAGGAAUGACUAUACACCAGACAGCGUACAGGUCACCUUAUCCCAAGAUGACACACCAGGGGUGUCCAUUCAACCUGGAAGCGGUACCAAAGAGUCCAAGCAUUCUAUACGUCUCAUGCUGUAAACGAAGCAGCCAGGGUUAUAAAGUGGAGUAGGUAACAAGCACUGUCCUGGAGUGCUUAUGAAAACCAAGAGAGCAGACGCUGCAGGUGGAAAGGACCUGUUCCAAGCACUGCACGAUGUAAUCUGGAUAUCAAAGAGAGCAAAGUUUAGGGCUUAACAACAAACAAACAAAACACGACCACAAGCCAAUAUGUAUACAGUGUAUUGCAGGGACACAGGUGGCUGCACAGGUAUAGAGAGCAGGUGCAGUUAUGAAGAACCACAAUGAUUUUAAAUUAUGUAAAUGGAAAAACUGUACUUUUUUUAAAUCUUUUUUUUUAAAUAUAUAUGUUUAUUGUUAAAUAAUAGUAUAUAAAGUGGCUAUCAAUUGGUACAAUCUUAUUGUAUAGAUGGUGUAGUAUUUAUUAUUCUGAAUUUAAAGAAGUUGCCUUGUAUAAAGUAAAAACAAUGAGAAGCAUUGUCUUGGAGAUCUUUGUUCUGGCCGGUUUGAAGGGGGACAAUCCUGUCUUCAUUUAAACAAGAAUUUAUCUGAAACAGAAUAUGUAAUCCACAUCUUUUUAUAUAAAUGUAAAAUCAUGUAGAAAUAUCUGUAUUAUGGUAUUUGUGGUACAUACUUUAUAAAUAAAGAAAUAAAAUAUGGCUUCAGAAUCUUGUAUGAUAUGGGCAGAUUGCAAUGUAACUUUUUUUGUGUAAUUUAAUAGUUUAAAAAGAAAACUCUGUUCACCGGAAACUGUUUAAAGGUGAGGGGUUUUAAGUUACAAAGGUACUACUGUCUUUUUUAAAGGUAUUCUAAAACAUAUUUUAAUCUAGUGUAUCUUAUAGAUACAGUUAUCUGGCACGAACAAAAUAGGUUAUAAAAUGGGUUAUUUUAUGCAGAUGGGGGAAUGGGGAACCAUAUUACUUAAAGUAUAAAUAAAUACUGUAUACAAUUUUUUAUAUCUUUAAUCUAAUAAAAUACACAUUUUGAAUUA
Messenger RNA from Acipenser ruthenus (sterlet), 7205 nucleotides. RefSeq names its product transient receptor potential cation channel subfamily M member 7-like. The coding region runs from base 191 to 6235 and encodes 2014 amino acids. NCBI's taxonomy places the organism in Eukaryota, Metazoa, Chordata, Actinopteri, Acipenseriformes, Acipenseridae. Gene Ontology annotation, cellular component: membrane. Gene Ontology annotation, molecular function: calcium channel activity; protein serine/threonine kinase activity; ATP binding. The transcript is spliced from 40 exons. The record is from RefSeq and is a predicted model, not a curated record. Gene Ontology annotation, biological process: protein tetramerization; calcium ion transport; monoatomic cation transmembrane transport.